Molecule: messenger RNA, 7186 nt
Organism: Rhopilema esculentum
Lineage: Eukaryota; Metazoa; Cnidaria; Scyphozoa; Rhizostomeae; Rhizostomatidae
Product: U6 small nuclear RNA (adenine-(43)-N(6))-methyltransferase
Biological process (GO): rRNA base methylation
Cellular component (GO): nucleus
Molecular function (GO): 23S rRNA (adenine(1618)-N(6))-methyltransferase activity
Source: RefSeq, a predicted model, not a curated record
AUGCACGAGAGAAAUAUAUAUAAAACACCUCCAGAUUUUGCAAAACUAGCAGAACAAUAUGAAGAAUUUGCCAAGUUUGUUACCAUCUCAUCUGACGGUAGGGGACAUAUUAACUUCAAAGAUGCUGAAGCCCUACGAGAGCUCACAUAUACACUUCUACGACAUGAUUUUGGACUAACACUUGAUAUUCCCUUGGAUCGUCUGAUUCCUACAGUCCCUUUGAGACUUAACUACAUUCUAUGGAUUGAAGAUUUGAUUUCGGGUGAAGAAAAAGACGAGACAAACAUUAAAGGACUGGAUAUAGGUUGUGGUGCCUCAUGCAUAUACCCACUACUUGGAGUGAAACUGAACAAGUGGAAAUUCAUUGCCAGUGAAUUUGAUGAUUUGUCAUAUUCAUAUGCUGAAAAGAACAUUGCUGCCAAUAAUUUUGCAGAGGAUAUAUCCCUGAGAAAAGGAAGCAAAGAUAUUCUUCUUAAAGAUAUUGUGAACCCUGAUGAAACUUACACAUUCACCAUGUGCAACCCCCCAUUUUUCAGUGACAGACAAGAAGCCUCAGGUGAUAACUCUAGGACAGACAGUAGACCACCACCUCAUUCAAUCUGCACUGCAGUUGAAAAUGAAACUGUAACAGAGGGUGGUGAAGUUGCAUUUGUUAAAAAAAUAAUAAAGGAAAGCCUAGUGUUGAAAGAAAAAAUAAGUUGUUAUACUACCAUGCUUGGUAAAAAGGCUAGUUUAAAGGUAUUAAGGCAGUUUUUGAAGGAGCAUAAGGUUCCUUCUGUGACUUCAACUGUUUUUCAACAAGGUAAAACUACAAGAUGGGGAUUAUGUUGGAGCUUUAGCAAAAAUUUGCAGAUAUCCCAACGAAGUCAGUCAGGUGCUGGAACCAAGACAAACCAAACGCCGUUUACAUUUACUGUUACCAAAGCGGACGUUACUAGACGCCAAGAAGCAAGCAGAAAUCAGCAAGAUCCAGCUGAAGAAUCAACAGCAAUCCAGUUUAUAAGCCACGAAAUAAAGAAACUUUUGAAAGAUUUGCGGAUUGAGUUUGAGGCAUCAUCGGUGUUCAAUAAAAGUGGCGACUUUGAUCCUGUCUUCACUGGUGGAGCCUGGGAAAACACGUGGAGCCACCAAAGACAAAAGCGAAGGAUGGAAAAGAGGCAAAGAACUAGUAGUAGCGAGGUUUGUAAUACUGAAGUAAACAGUAAGGAUGUUGUUCAGUCGAUUAACCAUGAGACUGUCAGCAAUUCUAGGGAGCCUACCAUUCUUAGUGAUAGUCCAACUGCCUUGCCUUGUAAAGUAGAAGAGAAGGAAGAUGCCACUGAUAGUCAAAAGGGCCAUUCUGAUAGUGAGGGAAAGAAGAAGCCAAACAUUGGACAAAAACGUGCCUUCCCUGUUACGUUUCAAACGGUGAAAGGCUCUACUGACAAGCCUCUUUUCAAAUUUAAAAUUGUUGUAUCUAUAGACACGAACACUAUUGGCGUCGAAGCUGAAACAAUAAAAGUAGACGUGAUAUGCUUAGAAGGGAACCGCGAGAGUAUGCACCAGCUUUUUAUGUUUCUACGAAAUAAGCUUAAUGGUUUACAGCCGCAAAACAAGAAGAAAGAAAAGUGACUGCAUCCAACAGGCUGCUGUUCUGCAAAUUAAUAUUGUUUUAUUCUAAGUUUAAGACCCCGUUUACACGAGACCGGUUCCAAAAAGAUCCGUAUCCAUUUGAGCUCACUUCCUCCUGUUCACACGAGACCGUCUCCAAAAAAGUUCACUUCGCAUUCUGUUCACACGAGACGUGAACUCAAGAUCGUUUGUGAAAGAAAGCUCAAAACACUCGAGUCGAAUGCCCCUAUAACCGUGACAACAAAAGUGAAAAGGCGCCAAAUUCGCUUCGCUGUCGCUUUAAUUCUAAAGUUACUCCGCCAGGUUUCUGUUCUCCCAGGCCUCGUUCAGAAGGUUCUUCUCUUCUAUUUCUUUUCAAUAUUCAGCUUGUGCAAAACGAUCUCAUAUCGUGUGGAGCUCUGCUCUGCUAACGCAACCAACCUGUUUUGUCGAGUUCGAUGAACCUUUGACAUUACAGUUGCGAACAAGAAACCUUUGCUGACUGCUGCAGAGAGUGCAUGUAAAACUGACAUCAAAUUCAACGUUAUUUCGAACGAUUUUUCCAUGAUUAGAGCGUACUUGUUUCUUGGCGAUUGUCACGAUGAUGCGUAAAAAGGGCGCAAAAGCGAACAAACGAAAAUGGUUCCUCUUACUAUAGCCUCUGUCGCCGGAGAAUAUACCCUCGUUACGGUAGCGUACUAAAAAAGAUCCAGUUUCGAGUGUUUACACGAGACCAAGUGAGACCGGCUCCAAAUGAGUACGCCUUCGUAGGUGAACUCAAAUGAGUACGGCUAGGUGAUCUCGAAUUAGUACGGUUAGGCAGGUCUCGUGUAAACAGAACGCGUAAGUGAAUUCGAAUGGAUACGGAUCUUUUUGGAACCGGUCUCAUGUAUACAGGGUCUAAAGGAAUCGGUUUCGAAGAAAUUGGCCCGUGUUGCUGCACCUGUAAAGAACCAGCAUACAGAAAAGUCAAGCUCUUCUGAAUUUAUUAGGAAAAUUCCAAGUUAAUAAUGGAAUUAAACUCGUUUUGAUCCUGAAUCUAGAACGUAUAGUAGCCUGAAAGACAUGGAACACGUAUGAGGCUGAUAGGGGGAAAGAGACUCAAGCUGUAAAGCAAACUCUGCAUGUCGACAAAGAAUGUCAAAUAAUAUUUUCUCUGAUAAAAUAGCUUUAUGUUUUGGAAAAUUCAAUUUAGCUUUCCGAAACUUUGUUUUUAAUGCCAGCCUUGAAUUUAAUUAUUGUACGUAGAAUUUAAUAGUUUCAAGUAUAGUGAGCCACAAUGGGGUCGUAAAAGUAUGGAAACGUUAGUUCAAGAUGGCGGCUCACAGUGACUACGGGGCUAAGUCGACCAAUUUCAAAAUCAGGUUUGUGAGGUGAAGAGGCGAUAGUUUGUGGCGGUAAUAUGCAAUCGCCAUUCUUUCGACUUUCAGUUAAAAGAUAAUUUAAUUAUUGGUCUGCUGUUUUGAGAGAAAAAAUUCAGGAAAACUUUGAAGCAUUGCAUCAAAGCAAUUCUGUAAAAUAAUGUCAAAGUAUUCAUGAAAGAUGACCAUGAAGUGUCACUUUUUUAAAGAAAAAUGAACGGAAAAUGUUGAAAUUUGAAGCAUUGAAGCUUGUUUUUCAUGAAAAAAUUAUAACUGAUGAAGUUAUUUUAGUAGUGCACUUUAAUUUUACAGUUUCAAUGCUAACACAAGGUGAGUUGCUCUACAUUUGACGUUAAAGACUUGUUUAUUUUAAAUUCUGAUUUGCUUGUUUUCUAAGCACAUGGAAAUUGAAGCAAAACGUUCUACGUUUGUUCUGCUUUUAAAAUUAAUGAAAAGAAUCAUCUACACCCAAAGCGUCUAUGUUAUUUAGCACGCCAACUAUUUUGAUCACUGAUUGACAGAUUUAGAAAUUGUUCACCUGAUAUCAUUAUUACCAACCUAAAGCAUGAAAUCUCAGCCAAAAUUAUUUUCUCUGUAAUAUAUUUAAAAUCAGAACAAAGGUGCACGUAUUAAGAUUCAAGUUUAAACGAAUUAUUUUAUGCGUCUUAAGUCUUUCCUGUGUUUUAACGCAUUUUUUUAUUAAUCCUUUGAUAAUGUUUUCCAGAACAUUUCUGAAGCACCGGUACAACGUUUCCCUGGUUUUUUCCCACAGAACAGUACAAAAAUCUUUCAAAGCUAUAUUUAUUCAAAAGCCAUUGGGAUUACGCAAACAUUUUCGUACCGAAGGCGUUCGUUACCAAAACCCCUUAGCGCUGAACUUCUGUUUUAAAAACUUGUCGGCGUAGGCCCAUAGCUUUUAUGAGCCGCCAUUUUAGGCAGUGUUUCCAUACUUUUGCGACCCGAGUGUCUAUUAUUUUGUUUCCUUUAUAGCAAUUUUUUCCUUGGAUUUAAAUAAGAAAAGAAGUUAACAUCUGUGCUCUAUUUUACUUUGCAGUAUCCCUAACUUUCACGAAUCUUUUACUCUUUUGUGAUUCAAUUGGAUGCAAUUCUCAAAGAUAUUUUGCAACAGUAGUAAUGCAAUUUUUGUGUGAGAAAUGUAGCUUUUAGUAGCAAAAUCAACUGUAAAUAACUCUCUUCUCUUGAAAAUUUUUUAUGUAUCGGUUAUCUCUGUAGAACCAAAUAUUGACAGCACGGGUAGAACGGCUCAUCCCAUUUCAAAGAUAGUAUUUAGCCUUAGGCCUUUUUGUAUUUGUUGCUACCUAGCAUCCGAAGGUAGUUUUUAGGACACUCAGAAGCUAUGCUUAUCGAGCAGUGUCCUGGUCCUUCCUCUCGAUGUGACCACACCUCGUGAUUCCUAUGCCUGGAAUUACAGAGAGCUGGCGACUCUCCUCACUCUGGGUAAAGGUUUGGUCAUGCCAGGGACUCGAACCACGGACCGUCCUCGCACACCCUUGCCGCACAGCAAACUACAUAUUCUUCUCCUAUAAUCUCAACACUGCGUGGACUAAGACUAAACUUCUUCUCCUAUAACCUCAGUUUUCUUCCUUGGUACAGUGGAUGGGUAGAAACAACUAUCAAAUAAGGCGUCAAUAUUCUUUUGGGAAUAUAUACCGAAACAGAUUUAUAGAUGAAACUGAUUUGAUUUUACAUUUAUUAUUAUCAAUUUUGUACAUCCUUUGUCAUCAGAUUUAUAUAUACAUGUAGUUCAAACAUUAGUGUCUCGAGAUUUUGUCUUUACCGCCACUCCUGUGUAAACAUUUUCCUACUAGCUCAAGAUCCAUUUGACACUUCUAUUAGCUGCAUAGCUUUUAUGGCAAAUAUGCCUAUAUGGAGGAUGAUGCUCGAUCUUCAUUGAAAGAUACGCACAAACCAGCUACUUUAGAGGAUUUGUUUCCCUAAAGAAGUAAGCACUUGAAAAUCCUUUUUGAUCCGACAAAGAAGGAAACUAAUCACAUGUUAAACUGCAUAACCCACUUUUAAUCCAAAGACACUUUGAGCGAACAGUUGAAGCAAUGUCCCCGAAAAUUUCUCCAUCACUGUUACCCUCUCCAGAGUGGAAGAAUGUUUAACCAUCUCCUGGCGUUGAGUCAAAGAUCCCAAAUCUUUCCAAUAUAUAAAUAAGCAAGAUGUGGUUAUAAUGUAAUGGCUCUAAGAUUAAUAAGCAAUGACUAAAUAACAGCACUUCCUCAGUGAAUUUUGCGUCUUCUCUGGCCAUUUUUAGCUUCACUGGCCAUACAUCUGUCAUUUUUUAAACGACAGACUUUUUGACCUCAUAAAGUUUUCAACAUUGGUUGAUAUAAAAAUUCCCGUAGAUUUAUCAACCAAUGCAAAAAGGAAAACCACACGGGUUAAACACAUUUACUUGUUCUAUAACUGUUUCAUAACUAACAAUGUGAAGAUGGGUUUUCAGUGACUUUAUAUUAAUCGAAAGUGCCUACGAGAUAUGUUUAAGAGUUACCAUAAAUUUAAUAAGCAUUAUUUUAUAGGUAUUCUAAUGAAGGUAUUAUUUUUGUAGUACAUUCUCUUUCAAGGAGUGUACCACUUGGCUGUGUUAGCCUUUAGCAACUUGAUACUCACAAACUAUAAUUCUAGAUAAAAGGCUGGAAUGAAUCGCAUUUAUUGAACUGAUCAAAAAGGAGAGGGUGAGAGCUUAGAAGAAGCCUUUUCAUUUCACGUCUGGCUGUAUUACGAUUGGAUAUUUAAAGGCAGAUUUUGUUUCAGCAUGAUGGUUUCGAUACUCCAGACAUGAAGCAGAUUUCUGGAAACAAUACAAUCUUCUUCUUCUGACUGUCCUGUUUUAUCUGCAAACCAAGAUACGACUAGAUUAAAAUAUUUUUCAAAAUCCUUUCAAAAUGCAAACAAUUUUAAAAAUUACCAGUUCAUCGACAAGCAACUAGCAGGUACCAAUCUGUAUCUUAAUAGGCCACUAACAGGUAGGUAGCCUGGAGACCAGCCGGCGUUUCCUAUGGCAACUAUUAGGCCUAUUUGUUUAAAGAAGCAGGUGGUAUUUAAUACGCUUGACCAUAUAGCUAUUCAGCAUUUGCUCUAAAUUGAUUCUGAAAACUUUUUUAACGAACGUUGAUAAAUUAUGAAACGUUAUACAAAACCAAGCUAACUCUUGUGGCGAGAAACUGGGAACGUGUGAUGCGUCAGUCGCAAAUUCCGCACUUCUAGAACACGCAUCAGCAUUGUUAUUCUUUGCUUCAGCUCAAGCAACUGGUUACAACUUGAAAGCCAUUUGGCCUAACUUAGGAAGAUUUCUAAAGAACUUUUGUGGAGAUAUUUAUUGACAUAAAGACACAGAAAGGCAAACUGCUAAAGUUCAACAUGUCUGACAUCUAUCUUGGCGAAGAUGUCCAAGUUACGCUCACAAUCGUUUACAUUUUGUUGGCAAUCGCUUCAGUCUGGUUGACGCUAUUUUCUCCCUACAUCUUAGAUUGGAUGGGCGUCAAAUUUAACAAAAAGCCAAAGAAUGUUCGUGACUGGCCGAAGAUUUUUCUGAUUUUGCUCAUCCUUCAGCCGUUCACAUUCUUGAUGUCAUCCGUCGGGCUUUGGUGGCUGGGUGCAUUUGCUUACGUACCCCCGGCACAUUUUGGAUUGACGUUAAUCUCCUUCAUUGCCAUCGAUUUCUUCAGGGAGGAAGAACCGUGGGAGAAAAAAUAUGACUACACGAGAUUUUAGCUGUGUGAGGAACUGGCAAUCUAUUUUCAAGAAUGUCCAUGACACAAGCAAAAUAUGCUGGAGACAUUUAUUCUAAACAAUCGGAGUAUGUAUUGCACAUAACUAAGUUUAAUAUUUGAGAUUUGCAAACACUUUCCCAUCAAAUCAAGCACAUGAACUGCUCGAAAGACUGAAUACAUUAAGAUCGAUGGAAGAGCUUCAAGCAUAUAAUGUUUUAAUGAAGAUGUUUGUAAUAUUGUAAUUGUUUAAUGUUCCUUCGUAGCGUCGCCUUGAUACGCAGCAGCGAUUCUUUCAGUACCAAGCUUAAAGAAGAGAGCUUAAACGCUAAAAAAUUAGCAAUUAAUUUCUUGACUGUUUUCAAAGACAUUUCCUAAACAUUUCUCGCUUGCUACUAGCAUCGAUAGAUUUUUACGACUAAUUUUCGAUGUUUUGAGAAUGAUCAGUUUUUAAUUUACAAAAAUUGUUAAUCAAAAUAAUUUUCAGCCUCUUUUUUA